AUGCUGAGCUCUCGAUAUCUGCCAAUGCAUCGAGCCUUCCACGCGUCUGCCCGUCGCUUGGCCAUUCGAACCGUUAAUGUUCCGUCCAUGGGUGAUUCAAUUAGUGAAGGAACUCUUGUGGAGAUUGUCAAGAAGGCGGGAGAUGUCGUACAUGCUGACGAGGUGGUACUUGUGAUUGAGACUGAUAAGGUGAGUGUGGAUGUGACAAGUCCUGUGGCUGGAACUGUCGUGGAAGUACUGGCUCAAUUGGAGGAAAACGUAGAAGUGGGCAAACCGCUCUUUACGCUGGACGACGCGCUGUUUGACAGCGGCUCUAGCAAAUCUGCACAAACCGCGACCACGGUGUCAUCAGAACCAGCACCUGCAGCAGCUUCUUCUGCAGUUGCUUCUGCCGCUUCUGUAUCAUCUGGACGCCGCGUGCCCCUUAUCGAGUUUUUGGGCAAGCGCUCGCUGCUGCCUACCAAGCCAUUACCGUCGUCCAAACCUAUGGAUCUUGAUCUACCGCCGUCGCCUAUACAUGCAGUACCUGUUGAGCCGUCCAGUGCCAAUGUCCUUCCAUUUACCAGUGCAAAGCGCUUGACGCUGUCGCCUGAAGAAGUCGAAUCGAUCAACUCGGGUCUUGCCUUCUUGUGA
Peronospora farinosa is the source of this 633-nucleotide messenger RNA. The record is from the annotation of a GenBank genome assembly. Lineage: Eukaryota; Oomycota; Peronosporomycetes; Peronosporales; Peronosporaceae.